GGGUUCUCUAGAAAUAACGUAAAAUUGAGUGGUGGGUUGGGGAAAGUAUAAAUGUGAACAAACGUGUCCGGAAAACAAAAAAUUUCGCUGCGUUUUUGCUUCUUCGUCUGAGAAUUGCUCUCCUCCGCCGAACAAAAUGGAGUCCUGCCCUUCGAUAAAGAACAUCCUCCUCCUCGAUUCUGAAGGGAAACGUGUGGCUGUCAAGUAUUAUUCAGAGGAGGACUGGCCAACGAAUACUGCCAAAGAAUCUUUUGAGAAAGCUGUAUUUACUAAAACUCAAAAGACAAAUGCGCGGACAGAAGCUGAGAUAGCAAUGUUUGAGGGCACCAUUGUAGUUUACAAGUUUGUUCAGGACCUUCACUUUUUUGUUACUGGUGGUGAAAAUGAAAAUGAGCUCAUUUUAGCCACAGUUCUGCAGGGAUUUUUUGAUGCGGUUGGCAUUCUCCUGAGAGGCAAUGUGGACAAGAAGGAGGCACUUGAAAAUUUGGAUCUCAUUUUACUAUGCCUUGAUGAAAUUGUUGACGGGGGUAUUAUUCUUGAGACCGAUUCAAAUGUUAUAGCAAGUAAGGUUGCAAGUCACAGUAUUGAUGCUGGAGCUCCGUUGUCCGAGCAGACAAUAAGUCAAGCAUUGGCAACUGCCCGCGAACAUCUAGCGAGACAACUCCUUAAAUGAUGUGUUGAAAGAGGAAAAGCAAGGAGAGAGGACAUCAGUUUUAUAUGUUUCUGUUUCAUCAGAUGCUGCAAUAUUAUCAAGUUCGAUUACUUCUGCAGAACUUGGUUAAUUUGGACAUCGGAACAGUUGAUGUCAAAGGUUUAGUAUUCGAGAUAUAUACGUUUACAUAUUUUGAUGAAUUGAAUGCCAUAUGAACUCACAGGGAUGUUCGAGAUUCCGUUUGUAAUUAAUUUGUGUACCAUAUGCGAUGUUGUCUUGAUUGAGCU
Messenger RNA from Malus domestica (apple), 939 nucleotides. RefSeq names its product coatomer subunit zeta-2-like. Gene Ontology annotation, biological process: intra-Golgi vesicle-mediated transport; intracellular protein transport; retrograde vesicle-mediated transport, Golgi to endoplasmic reticulum. NCBI's taxonomy places the organism in Eukaryota, Viridiplantae, Streptophyta, Magnoliopsida, Rosales, Rosaceae. The record is from RefSeq and is a predicted model, not a curated record. Gene Ontology annotation, cellular component: COPI vesicle coat.